Molecule: messenger RNA, 3280 nt
Organism: Menidia menidia (Atlantic silverside)
Lineage: Eukaryota; Metazoa; Chordata; Actinopteri; Atheriniformes; Atherinopsidae
Source: the annotation of a GenBank genome assembly
UUGCGCUUGCGCGUAAAGGAAACUGGAGCUGUCCAAGUGCUGAACUGAGGAAAAAAAGGCGUUCCUUUACCACUCCUUGACGGUCCCCCACCUGAAAACGGUUUCACUUCGCUAGUCAUAGCACAGCCCAACAGUGUGGUCUUAACACGUCUAGCUUUUUUUUUUUAUUAUCUCAGCCUAGGAGAAGCCAACAGUCGAUGCGUCUUGGAGUUACAUCUUCUCGUCGUCUGACCAAAGGACUCAUGUUUGUUCACACCAUCGCUUCGCGUGAUCCAUUUUUGGGAGUCAGAGUUUCGUAAAACUAAACUAUGAUCUGCGGCCGCGUUGAGGAAUGUCUCCCGUAUUUUUGUGCGACAACAGACAGCCCAGACGCCAACAACUUGGUCCGGAAGAAAGCAGCAUUCCUGUUUGGAUUAUGUGUUUGACUGAUGUAAACAUAUGGAAGAAAUAGAAAAGUGAGCACAUGAGGAAACCACCAGGAAUGAAUCACUCUCUCAUUAAGGUUCUGGCAGCUUUAUUUGUGUAUUUCAUGAGGAGAGACAACUUCAGAGUUGUGGAUGCCAAGGAACACGAUCCCAGAUCCUCGAACCUGUCUCCAUCAGACUUCCUGGACUCACUCAUGGGUCGAACGUCCGGAUAUGAUGCGCGAAUAAGGCCGAAUUUUAAAGGUCCAGUCAAGGCUCAGUCAGUUGGGACUAGACCGGGGUCCCCCAGUAAACGUUACAUGCAAUAUUUUUAUCAACAGUUUCGGCUCUGUCACAGAGACAACUAUGGUCCACCAGUUAAUGUUACCUGCAACAUAUUUAUCAACAGCUUUGGUUCUAUAGCAGAAACAACAAUGGAUUACAGAGUGAACAUCUUCCUGCGGCAGAAGUGGAAUGACCCUCGUCUGGCGUACAGUAAAUACCCAGAUUCCUCCCUCGACCUCGACCCAUCCAUGCUGGACUCCAUAUGGAAGCCCGACCUCUUCUUUGCCAACGAGAAGGGCGCCAACUUCCAUGACGUCACCACAGACAACAAGCUACUACGCAUCUUCAAGGAUGGGACUGUUCUCUACAGUAUCAGACUGACUCUGAUUCUGUCAUGUCCAAUGGAUCUGAAGAACUUUCCGAUGGAUGUCCAAACUUGCACGAUGCAACUGGAAAGUUUUGGCUACACCAUGAAUGACUUGGUCUUUGAGUGGCUGGAGAAUGGUGCGGUGCAGGUCUCCGAUGGACUCACCCUGCCUCAGUUCAUAAUGAGGGAUGAGAAAGAGCUGGGCUACUGCACAAAACACUACAACACUGGAAAAUUCACCUGUAUCGAAGUCAAAUUCCACCUUGAGCGCCAGAUGGGCUACUAUCUAAUCCAGAUGUACAUUCCCUCCCUGCUCAUUGUUAUUCUUUCAUGGGUGUCUUUUUGGAUCAAUAUGGAUGCUGCUCCUGCCAGAGUGGCCCUGGGCAUCACCACCGUACUUACUAUGACCACCCAAAGCUCCGGGUCUAGAGCGUCUCUUCCAAAGGUCUCUUACGUGAAAGCCAUUGAUAUCUGGAUGGCUGUGUGUCUGCUCUUUGUAUUUGCUGCACUGCUAGAAUAUGCCGGGGUUAAUUUUGUCUCCAGGCAACAGAAAGAGUUCCUCCGCCUAAGACGAAGACAAAGAAGGAAUCACAAGGAUGAGGAUAUGCGCGAAGGCCGCUUUAAUUUUGCUGGCUACAACAUGAACCAGUGUCUGCCAACGAAAGAUGGCUCAGCUGUCAAGAACGCAGUUCCCCCUCAGACUGCUCAAGCGUCCGUCUCAAAAGACAUCGACGCCAUGAGGAAAAAGUUUGUGGACCGAGCCAAGAGGAUAGACACAAUCUCCAGGGCUGCCUUCCCUUUGGCUUUCCUCAUUUUCAACGUCUUCUACUGGGUUACCUACAAGAUCAUCCGGCAUGAGGACAUCCACAAAAAGUAAAGUCUAUUCCCUCGUAAACAACCCUUCAUUUUUCAUUUCUCAGAUUGAGAAAUGCCCGCAAAGCACAGAGAGGGGAGAUGGGAGGCUCCGUGGUCAUGAUGCUGGUGUUCUUUCAGGGAUAAUGUACAGUGUUCAUGCAUCAUACAACGUUGUUGUUCUGAUAAUGUGAUGAUUUUUUGAGACACAGAUGCUUUAUUUGUUCUUGUACUGCUGGAUGAUAUAUUUUGAAGAAUCUGAUCAAAAAGGUUUCAGCUCAAGACUAAACUCAAGACACGCUUGAGAAGCCAGACCAAAAAAAAAACGCUCUUUAAUUAAUCCUUCUCGGCUUCUUUGUGCAGAUAAGGAGGAGUAACAUUCCAAUGGAUUUGCGGCUGGAAAGUAGCUCAGCAAAAUUUCUUACCAAGGAGGUUUAGACUGUUUUAUAGUGUACUACUGUCAUGGCACUUCCAUUCCGUUUCUACCGAAUCCGGCUGCUAAACUUCACAAGCAGAGCACAUACAGAUGCAUCAAACAUUAGGCAGCAGCACACGUCUCAGGCGGGAGUGUGAACAAAGCUGAUGAAAAUCUGGGAUCUGGGAAUGGAUACUGCAUUUCUAUGAAAUACCUGAGGCCUUAGAUAUCAAAGAGUUGGUGAGAUGAAGUGCUGUGCUCCUAUAUUUCUUUUUUUUUUCUCACAGCGAGCGGUCUUUCACAGUGACGAGCAUCGUUUGAGUUUUUCAACCGGUGGUUUGCGGACACCCAAAGGUCCUUCUCGAUGUUUUGUUUUCAGCUGAAUUUAAUUACUAACGCUGUUUAUGGAUAGCUGUGCGUUUUCUCCUUUUGAAACACGACACGUUUUCAAUUCAACCUUUCAAUUUGUUGUAAUUUAUUGAAGAAACUGUUAAGUAUUUCACAGUCUAAUUUUGAUCAAGUACAUAGUGCAAAUCCCACAAAUUCUGUGCACCGCAUUGGUCUGUGUUGUCAUAUGCCUACGUCCACAUGGAGCUGUUUGUAUCCCAGAUAAUUACUCCAGGUAUCUUCGGUAGGGUUUUAGAGUUUGAGACUAUGUUUUUGUAAAAAAUUGUCAAUUUAGAUAUUUACUGUAAAGGGUGGGAGAUUAUGUUUAUGACAUCAAAUCUUUAUGUAAACUUCUUUUGCUUCCCACCAAGAACGGUUUACUCACUUUAUGUGUUUGUAGAUGGACUAUAUAGUGGGAGACAGCUCGACAUUACAUUUAUGGUACCAAGCAGCUGAUGGUAAUUGCACUUCUGAUCUACUGUGGUGGGAUCUCUUUUUCUUGAAUGCUAGUCAUGGAAACAAAAAAAAUCUUAUUUAUUGGCCUGUGCAUCAAUAAAACUGACUGUACAC